AUGGCUCCAUCCGCAUCGAACACGGCCAACAACUCGCCGGCCAAAAAGACAUCCGCACCAGAGAAGAAAUACAAGUGCCAAUUUUGUAAUCGCGCUUUUAGCAGAAGCGAACAUCGCAGCAGACAUGAACGUUCCCACACAAAAGAGAGGCCCUUCAAGUGCCUAAAAUGUCGGAGUACCUUUGUUCGUCGAGACCUCCUUCUUCGCCAUGACCGUACUGUCCACGCUAAGGAUGGUGGGAUCCCACUUGUUUCCGAGGGCCGCCGACGUGGCGGCGCAGGUGUUCAGAAGUCCUCCCCUGCACCUGCACCUCCCAAGCCUUCAAUUACAAUUGAUCCUGCUACGUUGGAGCAAAUUGAGGCAAGCAGUGACGGUAUGGUCGACCUUGAAACUGCAGCCAUGUUGAUGACAGAUUUCCAACAUAAAGCCGCAGCCGCUGCUACCAGUCAGGUUAAUGAUCGUGCUGAAUCGGAUCGCUCUUUCUCUCCCGGACGCGGUUCGCUACUAGAACCCUCUGUAUCUUAUUUGUCGGGCAACGCGACGUUGCCCCAAAUGCCUUGGGACACCCUAGUCUCUCCUGUUGAUACGAAGCACUUUAUGACCCAUGACAAUGGCCCAGACUCGCAUACACUAUCGUCGAGCAUGGCACGGCAUGGUGAUGCGCUUGCACCUUCGCUUCACUCGCUGGUCAACUCGUUACCCGUGUCUGGAAAUUCCACUCCCAACGCCUUGUCACCAUACCCCUCGAUGACAGGUCCUGUCAGCCCGGUGAACUACCGGAAGUCUCCCGGACCCAGCCAAGCACUGACCCUGCCCAAGGCUCCUCAAAUCGCAAACGAAAUUGAGCGGAAUAUGAUCGUAGAACGUAUCAGGAAUGCCGACGCGCUUGGAUCGCUUCCCGAGAGCUUCCAGCUUCCAUCGACGGCAGCCUUGAACAAGUAUCUAUCGACGUAUUUCAACCUGUAUCACCAUCAUUUGCCCUUCUUGCAUCAGGAGUCCUUCAGGCCUACAAACACCUCGCCUCCGCUGUUGUUAGCCGUACUCUCUAUUGGCGCUCUGUACACUUUUGAGCGUCAACACGCAUUCAUGCUCCAUGUUGGCUCGAAGAUGCUGGUUACGCAGUUCCUGCAACACAAGGACAACUUCGAUUCGAGAAAAUGCCCGCUGUGGGCUAUGCAAAGCAGCCUGCUGAACAUGAUCUUUGAGAGUUGGAGCGGUGAUCCGAAAGGCCUUGAAUGGACAUGCUCCAUCAAGAGCUUGCUCGCUAACAUGGUCGCUGGUAACCGCUAUCAACUGAAGCUUCGCACCGAGGCUCGCGAGGGAGCCAAGCCCACCCGGGAAGAGUGGAUUGAAGACGAGUCAUGCCGUCGAACCUACUAUGCGGUUUACAUCUUUUUCGGCAUGCUCACGCUGACCUUCAACCACACUCCCGCAAUGAGCUUCGACGAAUUCGAUAACCUAGAGCUUCCAUCGUCAGAAUCGCUUUGGAAUCUUGAUGUCACGGAUGAUGAGGCAUGGCGCCGUAGCUUGGCUUCGACCACUACCCUCACAGUGCGUGAAGCCCACGACUGUCUCUUCCAAGGUGAACAAGUUCGUUAUAGCGCUUUUGCGACUCGUGUCUUGAUCAACGCUCUGUUCUUACAGGUCUGGAACCACAAGCGGAGCUUUGAGGCUCUGCAAGACGUUGUGACAGAAUAUAAGCUCCGUCUCGCACUCGAAACAUGGGAGAACUCUCUUGAGGUUUGUGAGCCAGAGACGAUCGUGGUGCCCCUCAGCACUCCUCAAAAAGGUCAUCCAUUGAUCUUCAACUCUAUGGCUGUUUAUCGCAACACGCGCGCUCGGUUGGAGGUCGACCUUAAGUCGAUCCAGGAGGCCUUGCGGUACCAUUCGUCUUAUGAAGUGGCUGCUGCCAUGACAGUUGCUCGUGAGAAGGUGAAGCGUUCCCAGGAGAUGAACAAGGUUAUCCAGUCCUGCUUCGAAUGCAUCGAGAUUGCCGCCGUCCAAGGAAUUAACUGGGUUGCGAAGACAUCUGCUACCAACUGGAGUGUCGAGCAUCCGCUCUGUGGCUUGGAUCUGAUGGUCAUCUUGAGUCUCUGGCUCUAUCGCCUGGAACAUGACGAGGAACCAGCGACUGAGGCUGAGAUGGCCAUCUACAACAAGGUGCGGAAUUUGUUCGAUGAUGACGCCGUCGAUGCCUUUGGUAAACUCAGCUCCACUGUGGCCCGUGUAUGGGGUAAUAUCCUAGACGGAGUGGUAGUAUGGGGAAUUACCAAGCUCAUGGGCGAAUCGUUCAAGCUUCACUCACAGGCCUUGGUUGGCUACGAAGACUCAUUGCGCGUCGCCAAGGACCAACCUAUUCACCCAAUGCCAACCAAGACACUUGUUAGUGUAGGCACGGCGUACUAG
Aspergillus pseudotamarii is the source of this 2406-nucleotide messenger RNA. RefSeq names its product C2H2-type zinc finger protein. Gene Ontology annotation, molecular function: RNA polymerase II cis-regulatory region sequence-specific DNA binding; DNA-binding transcription factor activity, RNA polymerase II-specific; zinc ion binding. Gene Ontology annotation, biological process: regulation of transcription by RNA polymerase II; DNA-templated transcription. Gene Ontology annotation, cellular component: chromatin. The transcript has 3 exons. Bases 1 to 2406 code for a protein of 801 amino acids. The record is from RefSeq and is a predicted model, not a curated record. NCBI's taxonomy places the organism in Eukaryota, Fungi, Ascomycota, Eurotiomycetes, Eurotiales, Aspergillaceae.